This is a messenger RNA of Protopolystoma xenopodis, 291 nucleotides long. NCBI's taxonomy places the organism in Eukaryota, Metazoa, Platyhelminthes, Monogenea, Polystomatidea, Polystomatidae. The record is from the annotation of a GenBank genome assembly.
AUGCCUGAUCGUCGUCUCCCAUCGCGGCGUUCCACCUCAGCGUCACGUUUGCACAAGCGAUGCGCGGGCGAGCAGGACAGCGUGGACGAGAUGAAAAAGUACCUGGUGCAACUCAAAAGAAUGGUGCCCACAAUCCCGCACAAAAGGAAGGUGAAGCGGUUGGAAUUGCUGCAACACGUCAUCGACUACAUACAGAUGCUCGAACUGACGCUGCAGCGACCCGACGCAAUCUACCAGGCCGUCUCCCCGCUCCCAGCCGGCCGUUUGGAUGCUGGCGCAGAAAAUUCGUGA